This is a messenger RNA of Drosophila hydei, 2809 nucleotides long. Its product is annotated as adhesion G-protein coupled receptor G4-like. Gene Ontology annotation, biological process: cell surface receptor signaling pathway; G protein-coupled receptor signaling pathway. Gene Ontology annotation, cellular component: membrane. NCBI's taxonomy places the organism in Eukaryota, Metazoa, Arthropoda, Insecta, Diptera, Drosophilidae. Gene Ontology annotation, molecular function: G protein-coupled receptor activity. Bases 288 to 2597 code for a protein of 769 amino acids. The record is from RefSeq and is a predicted model, not a curated record. The transcript is spliced from 3 exons.
UUUGACGUUGAGCAGCUACCGAUCGAACUUGAACUUGAGUUUUUCUUGGUAGAGUCAGCAAUGAGAAAGGUGAGUAAUUACGUAAUGCGGAUAAGCGCAUCUUGGGCACAAAUUUAUGACUUCGAAUAACUCAAGUCGUGAUGCCAUUCAAGCUCGAGCUCAAGCCAGACGCGACAGUCGAACGUGGCGCGAGCUGAACACAACAACACGUUGGCUUAAACAGCUUAAAUACUUUGGCAGCUUAGCGGGCUUAAAUCAUGUGUCGCAGUAAUUAACCAGACGGCGAAAUGCUUUGGCAGCUUUGUUUACUCUUCGCUGGGCUGUGGCCCAGUCUGGGGCAUGUGCGUCUCACGCCGAGCACCACCUGGCGAAGCGUACAGCUGUUUCCACAGCAACAGUGGCAGAUUAGAAGCCAGAGCAGUACAGUGAAGCCUGCUGAAAAGGUCGUGCCUGUGGCACGUUGUGAGGCGCAGAAUUUCCAACAUAUCUACAAAGUAUUGACUGCAGCUGGCAACGUCAGCUUUGAGCCGCAUUUGAAUCAUUUUGCAAGCACCCGAGCUGGUGAGUGGGCGAGCAUGCGUGAUCUCUGCUUGAAUGAGCAGGGUCUGCCCUGGCGGCGACUAUGCAACGCAAGUGCUCAGUGGGCGGAUCUUGGGAAUAUCAGCUGUGACGCUGGCAACCAAUUGAGCAGGCAGCUACAUCAGCUGCAGGAAGAUAUCCAGAAUGUGAGCUGCAAAACGAUCGCCUUGACCAAGCUACGGCAUUUACUAAGCCAGUCACGAGGGCAGCUCGCUCCAGUUGAUGUCUACAGCACGGCGCAAAUAUUUACAAAGCUGCUGGAGCAGCAGCAGGCGCAGGCAGCUGGAAGCACGGAUCUGGUCAGCAUUUGUCACGAGAUCAUGUCAAGCGAUGAGCAAGUGUUGCGGCUGUCAGCGGAGCUGAACGCAACCAACUCGCUGCUGAGCAAGUUCGAGGAUUAUAUGAAUGCCCUGCCGCGAGAGCUGGUGCCCAGCGAGAGCUGUGGACAAUUCAGAGCUGAGGAGGAAAAAUCUGGGGGAAGAGCUGUGGAAACAGCUAACUACGCGGAGCUGGGCGUGCAGGCGCUGAUAACCAGCAAUCUGAGCGUGUUCUAUGUAAAUCCGGAAUGUGAAAAUAUCACUGGAAUAGCUAUAUAUUCAGCAUCAGCAGAAGAUCGAAGAUCUGCCAAUAGCGGCUUUUGGUAUCGCUUUCUCUAUGCCAAUGAGAGCUUGGCGCAUCUGAGAAGGGAGAGAGACUUGCAGACGGGCACCUACUUGCCGGAAGAGCUGUGGCAGCAGCUGAAGCAACGAGGCGCCUCGUAUCUAAUACUCAAGGUCUACGCUCACGAUCGACUCUUCGUGGAGAGAGCUCAGCAGCGCAGUCAGAGGCCACGUAGUCAAGUGCUGUCCAUAUCGAUACCCGGCUUCGAGGGAGUUCAGCUGCCUGCUCCUCUGCCCUUUUUGCUACCACAUGCAGAAGUCGCUAGCCAGGGCAGCCAUUGCGGCUAUUGGAACUAUGAGAGGUGGCUCAGUGAUGGGGUCAGUACCUGCGGCGGCAGUGGCGAGGAGCUGAACGUGCUCUGCGAGGCACAGCAUCUGACGCAGUUUUCCUUUCUGAUAGGCGGCAGCUACGCCCAACAGGCGGCGGAUGAAUCGAACCUGCAGUUGAAGGCGACGCAUGAAGAGCUGCUGGACACGAUCACCCAAGUGGGUUGCGGCUUCUCGCUGUUCGGAUUGCUCUUCAUAUUUUUAACUGCGGCGCUCGUUAAGAAAUGGCGCAGUCAGGCAUCCACCAAGGUGCUACUUCAUCUCUGCCUGGCUCUGGCGUUGCAGCUGCUGCUGUUUGGCUAUCUGGGCGCAGAGCAAUUACCGCUGAAGCAGAGCUGGAAUCGCUGCCUGAUAUCGGGCGCUGUGCUACAGUACUCUGUGCUGGUCGUCUUCAGCUGGAUGCUGAUUAUAGCCUAUCUGCAGUUCCAGCGUUAUGUUACAGUGAUAGGCGUGGCCCGGCCCAGUCAUUAUAUACUCAUCUCAGCCGUGGUGGCCUGGACGCUGCCACUGCUGCCCACGUUCUUGGUCGUCCUGCUGGACGGCGAGUCCUUUAAGCCUUCGCAGCAACAGUUGAAAAGCAAAGCGGCUUUGUGCUAUCCCUCUGGCUAUGGCCUGGCUCUGGGCGUAGUGCUGCCCAUCGCCUUGGUAACCUUUGCCAAUGCCUUUAUGAUGCUCUGCAUCAUUUACAGCAUUCAUCGUGCCCUCAAUCCACGACGCCAGCUAAUUAUACAGCAGCUGCGUCUGUCUGUGCUGCUGUUCUUUCUGCUGGGCCUCACCUGGAUCUUUGGCCUGUGCAGCUAUAUGCGCCUGGGCAUUAUAUUCUCGUAUCUCUUUUGUCUCACCGCCACGUUGCAAGGCUUUGUGCUCUUUGUUUAUUUUGUGCUUUUGAAUGCCUCAAAUCGACACGCUUGGCUGACCCUUAUUUGUUCGCAGCAUAUGAAAAUAAAUAUGCAAAGUGCGGAGCCGCAGUCAAUGUCCACUUCGUCCAGCAAUACUUCUAGAAGAACCCAAUCCUCAGUGAAGUCCGUUUGAAUUUCUUUUUGUAGAAAAACUUUAUAGAAAGUGUUUUGCAAGUAUUUUUAAGUUGUAGUAAAUUGAAUGAGCUCAUAGAUUGAAUAAUAUUUCUAGUAAUUGCUGAAGAGUUAAGAAAGCAAAGUUCAGCAGCUUCAGCUCAAUUAGCUGACAGAAUCAAUAAAAUCUAAGCUUAGAGAACACCUUGUGUAUAAUCAUUUUCAUUAGAAACU